GUCCGCUUCGUUCUCCUCACUCUUGGCUUGUCUGGUCAUUGUUUGGCGCUGGCAUGGCCCAUUCAUGCUGCCAGCUUCGGUUGCAGUGAUUUGGCCUUGCUCGUCUCCCUCUCGCCUCCCAAGACCCAACUUCCGGGAGUCGAAAAACCAGUUGUUCGGCCCAGUCGACUUUGUGACCAGCCGCCCACCUUCCCGACCCCGUGUUUCCCUCCUUCCAUUGCAACUUCUCUCCUCACGGAAGAUUGCGUUUAUUUCUGCCCCCUUUGCCCGUCCAUUUGGCGAGUUGACAUACCAAACCUGUCAGGCUGCGUUGACAGCUAUCAAAAUUCUGUUGGAAAUAUCUCCGGUCACCAUCUCGACCGUCGUCCAAGUCCCCAAAACCAACCACUCCAGACACAAGAGUACCCAUUUUACGCACCCGCAGGCUCACACGAAACCUGCACCCAGACACAAAGGCACAUGCAUUCAAUCUGUCGGCCAGCUGACCCCGCAUUGGUUGAAUGGGUUAUCCCACCUCGCGCCCCAGUCCCUGAGGCGUUGGCAUCACCACAUGUGCUCGUGUAUGUAUGUGUGUGCGUGUGUGUACGACAGAACAAAGACAGUCGGACAACUGGGAUAGGGCAGAAGAGCCAGGCCAAGCUAUUCAACUCAACCGGACAACCGAAUCGGCGCGCGAAUUGGCUCGCCAAGGCCGGGCGGAUAAAGAAGUUUUUUCCUACUUUUAAUUCCUCCUUGUCCAAGGCUCUAGGCCUUCGCGAGGCCACUUCGCCGGGGCAAGAUAGCAGCUUUAGUAGAAGGGGGAACAAGUGUCUCAGAGUACCGUUUCGGCGUGUUGCCAAUGCCUCUGCCAAAACCGAAGUCGACGGAAAAGGCCAAAUCUUGGCAGCUCGAGAUUUUGACAAAAGAGGCAAACAAACAAGUAAUGACAACAACCAGUGA
This is a messenger RNA of Protopolystoma xenopodis, 939 nucleotides long. Lineage: Eukaryota; Metazoa; Platyhelminthes; Monogenea; Polystomatidea; Polystomatidae. The record is from the annotation of a GenBank genome assembly.